AUGUGUCCUGGACAUAACUAUUGCGAACAGUGUGACCAGCUGUUUUGUGAUGGAUGUAAAAUAUCUCAUUUACGGACAAAAAUGAGCAAAGACCAUACAUUUCUAAGUGGCCCGAAUAUAAACCCGGAAGUUAAACAAUAUUGUAAAGAACAUGAUGAAACAUUUAUAUAUUACUGCAAGGAAUGUGAUUCGCCGAUAUGCAAAAUAUGUGUGAUUAAAAAACACAAAUUACAUGACUUUGCUGAAAUCAAGGAAACAACUGACGGAAUCAAAGCUGAGGUCAAAAAGGGAAUGGACAUGAAGGUUGAAUACCUACAAUCAAAGAUAGCUGAUAUUGACCAAGGAUCAAAUCAAUAUCAGGCUGAUGUUAAUGAAGUCGUCAAUGCUAUACGAGAGGAAGGGAGACACUUAAAAGAAAGUUGA
Molecule: messenger RNA, 423 nt
Organism: Mytilus trossulus (common blue mussel)
Lineage: Eukaryota; Metazoa; Mollusca; Bivalvia; Mytilida; Mytilidae
Product: transcription intermediary factor 1-beta-like
Exons: 1
Coding region: 1-423 (140 amino acids)
Molecular function (GO): zinc ion binding
Source: RefSeq, a predicted model, not a curated record